Molecule: messenger RNA, 954 nt
Organism: Linnemannia hyalina
Lineage: Eukaryota; Fungi; Mortierellomycota; Mortierellomycetes; Mortierellales; Mortierellaceae
Source: the annotation of a GenBank genome assembly
AUGGCUUCCCUUCUCAAGGAACUGGGUACAAAGUACCUCAACCUCAACUUUGACGACGCCCGCCACAUCUUCCACAACACCGAGCACUGGGCCAUCGCCCCAAAGCCCGAGGGAAUCCUCUACCCCGAGUACUUUGAUGUUCUCGUCAAUUGGCGCACCCCCGUCACCGUCGCCGCCCUUUAUGUCCUUAUGGUCCUCCUCCUCAACCCCAAACAGGGCAAAGUCUCCCGUGUCGUCGCUGCCGACAGCGCCGCCAAGGGUGACAAGAAGAAGCAGCAGGAGCUUUCUUCGUCAAGCUCGGCUAUGACCGCCCUUGUCUUUGUCCAUAACGCUAUUCUCUGUGUCUACUCCGCCUGGACCUUUUAUGGCAUGUUCUUUGCCUGGAAGAAGGCUUUCGCUACUCACACCUUCAUGGAAGCCGUCUGCGAUUCUGACAACACAUUCUGGGACAGCCUCGGCUACUACUCGUACUACUUUUACCUCUCCAAGUAUUACGAGAUCAUUGAUACCAUCAUCAUCUUGUUGAAGGGUCGUCGCUCUUCCCUUCUCCAGACCUACCACCAUGCCGGAGCCAUCUUCACCAUGUACAUGGGUUUUAACUACCGCGCCCACCCCAUCUGGAUCUUCACGACCUUCAACUCGUUCAUCCACACCAUGAUGUACGCUUACUACGCCGCCACUUCCGUCGGUUUGAAGCCUCCCGGCAAGAAGUACCUCACCUCCAUGCAGAUCACCCAGUUCUGGACCGGAACUGCUCUGGCCUUCUGGUACGAGGUUGGCUCCCCCAAGGGUUGCUUCGCCAACCCCGGAUCGCGUUUCGCCAUCUGGACCGUCUUGUCCUAUGUCUUCCCCUUGAUCUACCUCUUUACGUCUUUUGCCAGUAAGAUGUACGGAAACCGUAUCAAGGCUGCUGCUGCCGCCAAGGCCGCUUCCCAGCAGAAGAAGGAGUUGUAA